CGCCUCGCGCCUCCAGGCCGGGAGGUCACGUGACGCUGGCGGGGCGGUGCCGCAUCAUGGCGGCGGGGAGCGGUGUCAGGGCCGGUGCUGGCAGCGCUCAGGCCUUCAGGCACAGAACGGCUCUGCUCUGGCUGAUAAAAGAGUAAAGAAGAGGAGGACCGAGAAAGAUAGCCUUUGGAAGCUGUGUGAAACCUGGGAGGGGGACGCUGCAGGGAGCCCCUAAAGAGAAGAAGAGAAAGAAGAGAGUAGUGACAAUAAGGGAAAGAAAGGACUGAGAGGCAGAGCUGGAGCUGGUGAAGAAGAGAGAUUUGUUUCAGGCAUUGCCAGGGGAGGGCUUUGACAGGAUCAGGCAGAGCCUGGUUAUUACAGGGGGUGGUACAACUGUCAUGACAGCUCUCCAGCACAAAGAGCAAAUGUGCUGAGAGUAAGUUACAAAGCUGCAGUUUCCUUUCUGUGUCCUUCCUGAAUCUUGUUCCAGUGCAUGUUGGUCUCCAGGGCCUGCUGCUACUGCUGUUAGUUGCUUGAUAACCUUCCUCUCAGUGAGCAAGACCUGCUGCCUGAGAAAUGUCUGGUGACAGCUCUGUCCUUCGUGACUAGACAGCAUCUCUGCAGGAGCCCAGCUCAUCCACGUGCUGGCUCACUGCUGUGUUGCUGUGCUCCUGAGCAUGUUUUCCCAGAGAAAAUAAAACCUUUCAUCUUUCCAGGCCCCCAUCUUGUCUGUUACAGUGUCAUGCUGUAUUUAUGAUGUCCAGAAUGUUUUAAAAAUUAGGGUCUGGUUCUUUUUAUAUAGCCAUGUUGCUGUUUCACUUUGAUUACGUUUGUUUAUAAAAUUAGGGAUUUGUUUUUAUUUUGCUCUCAGCAUCCAAGCAGCUGCAGACUGUGAAACCCACAGUGGAUGUUCCCUCGCUCUUUCUCACCCAGUGUGUGUGUUGCUGCCGUUCAGGCAGGCAGAGCGAGUGCCUGCAAAGACCACUGGCAGCCGUUGAGACGUGGGCUUUGCAAUUCAUGGAUCCUCACUUACUGCUGGAGCACACUUCUGUAAUCCAGGCUCACCAGCAAAUGCAUACUCCAGGAGCCCUCUGCCUUUAUUUACACUGAUUGUUCGCGCUACUGAGACAGAGCUUUAGUCAGAACUAAAGAUGCCACUCUUCUUCCGUAAGAAGAAACCCAGCGAUGAUGCUCGGAAGCGCCUUGAAUACCAAAUGUGCCUGGCAAAAGAAGCUGGUGCUGAUGACAUUCUUGACAUAUCCAAAUGUGAACUCUCAGAGGUUCCUUAUGGGGCCUUUGCAACUUGUAAGGUCUUGCAAAAAAAGGUGCUGAUUAUUCAUACAAAUAAUCUGACAUCUUUAGUUCCAAAGUCCUGCAGCCUCCUGAGUCUCAUAACCUUGAAGGUUCUAGACCUGCAUGACAACCAGCUGGCAUUGCUUCCUGCUGAUAUUGGUCAGCUGACAUCUCUUCAGGUCCUAAACCUUGAAAGGAACCUUUUAAAAUGUCUUCCACAAUCUAUAGGAGACCUUGCACAGCUCCAGAUGCUCAAUGUGAAAGGUAACAAGCUGAAGGACCUGCCUGCUACUGUGAGUGGCUUGCGGAGUUUGCGCACUCUGGAUAUCAGUGAGAACGUGCUGCAAGAACUGCCGCGGGUGCUGGCUCACAUCCGCACGCUGCAGACGCUGACCUUGGAUGCUUCUUCCAUGACCUACCCAUCACCUGAUAUUUGCAGUGCAGGUACAGAGUCCAUUCAGCAGUUCCUCUGCAAAGAGUGUGGAAUUGCGUACUACCCUCCCUCACAGUAUCUGCUCCCCACGCUGGAGAGUGAUGGAGGAGGAACACCAGUGGAUGGGGUGGACAGGGCAGUGCAGAAGUACUUGGAGGAGGAGAGUGAGUGGCAGAACAGAUUCUUGGAUUAUGAGAAGCGGAAGGAAAAAAAAAUGCAGGAGAAGCUGGAAUUUGAGCGGCGCCUGAACAUGGGGCAAAGAGAACAUGCUCUGCUUGUUCAUCAGAUCAACAGUCAGAAGGAUGAGAUACUGCAGACAGUGAGAGAGGACCAGAUGAGGCUGGAGGAGGGUCUGACAAAGCACCAGCGAUCUUUGGAGGAGGAGCGCCUGAAGCUGCUGCAGCAGUUGAAGCAAGCAGAGCAAGGCAUUGCCAGCCGUAUCCAGAAGCUGCUAGAGGACAACCAGAGGCAAAAACAAAGUUCAGACAUUCUGAAAUCCUUGGAGAAUGAGAGAAUAAGGAUGGAACAGCUGAUGGCAAUAACACAGGAGGAGACAGAGCAUCUACGCAGAAGGGAAGUGGCCUCUGCCAUGCAACAAAUGCUGGCUGAGAGCUACAAGAACAAGCUCGUCCAGAUGACCUACGAGUCUCGUCGGCAAGAUCUUGUCAACCAGGCCUGCUCCAGCCUAGCUGAGAUGGACCAGAAGUUCCAGCAAAUCCUGGCUUGGCAACAGCUGGAUCAGAACAAAGCCAUUAGUCAGAUCUUGCAGCAGAUUGAGAUGCAGAAAGCUGCCUUCGAAGCUCUCCAAGUGAAGAAGGAUCUUAUGCACAGGCAGAUCAGGAACCAGAUUAAAUUAAUAGAAACAGAGUUAUUGCAGUUGACACAGCUGGAGUUAAAGAGGCAAGAACUGGACACAGAGACGCUGCAGGGGGUGAUCACAGAGCAACGCCAAGCACUCGGCUACCUGCUGCAGCAGCUGCUCAAAGAAAAGAAGCAAAGGGAAGAAGAACUGAAACAAAUACUGCUGGAAAUGGAGGCAAAGAGCGAAACCAAACAGGAGAACUACUGGCUGAUCCAGUACCAGCGCCUGCUGAACCAGAAGCCCCUCUCCCUGAAGCUCCAGGAGGAGGGCUUGGAGCGGCAGCUGGUGAACCUUUUAAUCGAGCUGUCUGCUGAACAGUAUGUGCCAGUCUUUGCACACCAUCAAAUAUCCUUGCAAACACUCAGCACCAUGACUGCCAGUGACCUGGAAAAGAUCGGCGUGACGGAGGCUGGCCUGCAGCGUGCCAUCCUCAGGCGAGCUCAGGAGAUCCUGGCGGUGGCCAAAACGAUCCCAGAGCUGCUGAGGACGGUGGAUGCCGAGGUCCCUGCAGCCCCAGAACCCAGCGCUCCCUUCGAGGAGCCUCCGAGCCCUCUCGUCCCGACGGCUCCGCCGCUGCGGUGGGACGAGAAGAAGUCGGAGUGCGUUGUCUGCAUGGAGCAGGAGACCCAGAUGAUUUUCCUGCCCUGCGGCCACGUCUGCUGCUGCCAGACCUGCUGCGAGCGGCUGCGCACUUGCCCCCUGUGCCGCAGGGACAUCGCACAGCGCAUCCGCAUCUUCCACAGCGGCUAGGCGGGGCGGCGGAAGGUGAGGCUGCCCAGCACAGCCCCCGUCACCCCCUCCCGGGGCGCUGCCCCAAUUCUGCUCCGUGUCAGUAUUAAACAGACACUCACACAGCAUGACCAGCACUGCCCUCCCCGGGCGCGGCCCCGGGCUGGCUGCAGGCUGCACCCAGGAGUUUCAGCAUCCUCCACGUUCCCCGACGGCUUCUCAGCCUCUGCUUUGGGUUCCUUCUUCAUCUGUGUCCCCCCUCCUGCCUGCCCGCCCAGCAUCCUCUUGCCCGGCAGCACUGGGCGAUGGAGCUGGGUGUACCUGUGGCCCCUCCUCUCUGGCUGAUGUAUUUGGCUGCAGAAACGCCCCUUGCUCAGCAGGGGCACAGUUAGUGCCAUCCCUGAAGCCGCCGUGACCUUGCAGCCCCGGUGCUGUGGCCGGGGCACGGCCGUGCUCCUGCACGAGUGCUGUCGCCCGAAGGUGGGUGAAUCUCCCGUGGGAGGACACAGCCCGGGUGCGCGAUGCUCGGGGCUGCUGACAGUGCCUUGCACCUAUGUCGUGCCAAAGGUCUGGGGCUUCUGCUCUGGUGACCCACGGGAGCAUGUCUGAGGCUGCAGCCAGGGGCAGCGGGUGGCAGGGCGAGGGGCUCCCCAACCCCUAAUUCAGGCUCCAGUUGUAGGGGAGGGUCUGCAGUGGCUCCAGGACUCGAGGGACCCGCGCCGGCCAGAGGAGCCCGGUGGGACCCCUCAGCCAAAAAACACAUGUUGGGAGCAGAAAGUGUUGCUGCCUCCUGCCAGGCAGCUUGGCUCCAGCAGCGAGGGGGUGGGCUGGGGCUGGGGCUGGGGCUGUGCAUCGGCGUGCGGGGAGUUUGCCAUCGUCAUUAAUAAGUAACGUGCCCAGCCUGUAUUUCAUCUCUUGACCUUGAAGUAUAAAAUGCAGAGAUAAGCCUGAUCCCACCGCAGCCCUUCCUCCAGGAGAAGCUAUUAAAAAGCAGCUGGUUUCUGCUG
Molecule: messenger RNA, 4312 nt
Organism: Tyto alba (common barn owl)
Lineage: Eukaryota; Metazoa; Chordata; Aves; Strigiformes; Tytonidae
Gene: LRSAM1
Product: leucine rich repeat and sterile alpha motif containing 1
Exons: 26
Coding region: 1140-3326 (728 amino acids)
Molecular function (GO): protein binding
Source: RefSeq, a predicted model, not a curated record